AUGGAUGGCAUGCCGCCAGAUACAGCGCCUGUGCCGUCCAUCGCGCUCGAAACUGCCCUCCUCUCCGCCGCCCGCCUCGCCUACUUCGCCGUCUGUCGACUCUACGUCAACAAGUCGCUCUUCGCGGACUUGCGCGAGGUCAUCCUGGAAGAUGGCUUGUCCAGCGAAGUCGACACGCCUAACGGUGAAGCCAUCGAGCUCGACGAGGCGGAAGGCGGAUACUUGGGACUGAGCGGAAACGGCGGUGGGGCGGGAGCAGGAGCGAAGAGCUCGCACGCCAGCCGGUUGCGAGAGGACGGGCUGGGUGCUGCACUGAGCAAACGCGCGUCCCCGUCGGCAGCAGUGCCAGACCGACGGGACUCGCUUUCGCCGGGACAGACGGGAGUGUCGACAGCGGGAAGGGCGUACACGAGGCUUUCGAAGGCGCUGUUCUGCUUGGCUUUCUCGGAAAGCUGCAUGCUGUUCACGCUCUUGCUCUUCGGAGACGCGGUCAGCGACAGAGCACGGCAUUACAACUGGUCGAUCAGUCUACUCACCCUUCUUUCCAUCAUCGUCUUCGUCAUCCCCUUUGUCCUCUGCCUCCUCGUCACCCACCGCUCCCGGACAACCGUCACUCGAACCCUCCUUCUUACCCUCCCGCCUUUCGCCCUCUACCUCUUCUUCUUCUACAACGUCGGGUCCCUCAUCGCCGACAAGCUCGUCACCGAAGGCUCACACACGUUUGGUCUGGUCAACAGCUUGUUGUCCCGGAUAUGCGUGCCGGGAGUCGUUUUGAUCGCCUCUCUGUCCGGCGGCGGUGCGCUCAACACAGCAUGGGAGGCCUACGAAUGGCGCUCCGUCUCCUCCGCCGAGCCCGUCACCGAUGCACAUAUGGCGCAAGCAGAGAGAGCACUGCAUCGCGCCCGAGUCGACCUUCAGCAGCGAUACCGUUCGCUCGCCCUCGCACAGGGAUCAGCAGCGCGAGAAGCCGACACCGCCUCUUCCCGUUCCCUUCUCUCGAAGUGGACAACCUCCAAUCCGGCCGCGCUGCACCUCAAGAGUGUCGAGAUCGAGGUGGCGGCGAUGGAAAAGAUGGAGAGGCAGAUGUCGCAGGACGUGUCGAGGUUGCGGCGGAGGAAGGCGAUGCGGGAGAUGGGCCGGAGCUUCAAGGGUCGGGUGUGGCUCCUGGUUGGCUGGCUAUUCAGCGUGUACUGCGUGUGGAAGAUCUUCGUGUCCGUCAUCAACCUUAUCUUCGGCUACACGCGUCAGUCGCACCAGCACACCUCAGCGGAGGGCGCCCCGGCACCUCAGGGAACCGACCUCCUCACGUCGCUCCUGACUCGCCUGGCCGUCGUCCUGAACAUCGAGCUGGACGUCGCAACCUGGUCCCGGUUGAUUGGACUCGCGCUCAUCGGCGGCAUCUUGCUCGCAAACAUGCGGAACGUGCUCGGGAGCGUGUCAAGGAUCUUCAAGGCUACAUCUGCAGGCAUCAGCGCGUCGUUCAUGCUGCUAUUUCUUGCGCAGCUCAUGGCGAUCUACCUUCUAACCUCGCUCAUCUCGCUGCCGUCCUCGCCGACCGCCUCGACGACUUCGCUCCUCGACACCCUGCCCGACUUCAACGUCUUCUCACGACUGUUCGACAGCGUCUUCCUCAUCUCUGCCUCGGCGAUCUUCUUCUCGCGGUGGAUCACCCGCAAGUUCCGGGACGAUGCAGGUCUCGCGGCGCAGUAUUCCGUCUAG
Rhodotorula toruloides NP11 is the source of this 1719-nucleotide messenger RNA. RefSeq names its product G protein-coupled receptor 89A. Lineage: Eukaryota; Fungi; Basidiomycota; Microbotryomycetes; Sporidiobolales; Sporidiobolaceae. The coding region runs from base 1 to 1719 and encodes 572 amino acids. Gene Ontology annotation, cellular component: membrane. The transcript has 7 exons. The record is from RefSeq and is a predicted model, not a curated record.